AAAACAUUAUGCGCGCUCCUGGUCGAAACGGAGAAGACUGAGAGAAGUGAAAAAGCGCAAAUAUUUAUCUGUCUGUAAAUUAGUACAUCGUUGAGCAAUAACUAGGUACACAAUGUCUGAAGAAAAGCCAAAGGAAGGAGUGAAAACUGAAAACGAUCACAUCAACCUAAAGGUUGCAGGUCAAGAUGGGUCAGUAGUCCAGUUCAAAAUUAAAAGGCACACUCCGCUCAGCAAGCUGAUGAAGGCGUACUGUGAAAGACAGGGUUUGUCAAUUAGACAGAUAAGGUUUAGGUUUGACGGACAGCCGAUUAACGAGACUGACACACCUGCACAGCUUGAGAUGGAAGACGAGGAUACUAUUGAUGUAUUUCAACAACAGACUGGUGGCUCCUCCCUCUCUGAGGCCCCUCCCUCUCUGAGGCCCCUCCCUCUCUGAGGCCCCUCCCUCUCUGAGGCCCCUCCCUCUCUGAGGCCCCUCCCUCUCUGAGGCCCCUCCCUCUCUGAGGCCCCUCCCUCUCUGAGGCCCCUCCCUCUCUGAGGCCCCUCCCUCUCUGAGGCCCCUCCCUCUCUGAGGCCCCUCCCUCUCUGAGGCCCCUUUUAAAGGUGUACGGACCCCUCUCCUCCUCUCUGAGAACGGAUACACUUGAAGAGCAGCAUCACUCAAAACAUUUUUUAUUUUCAAUAAUCAUUUAGCGUUAUAAAUCUAUUUUUUGUUUGAUUGAUCCGCUUCCCACCCAAGCCCUACAUGUUGUGAGGGGAGGCAGGGAUCUGUUUACAAUGGAAAACCAUGGCGUUAAGAAAGACGGGACUGUUAAGUGGGGUACAUUCACAUUCUCUACUCACUCGCUCAAUCCCCCUUCAUUCAUUGGUGCAGCAUGACUAAAGGGAGGUUCCACCAUACUCCUCACACCAUUCCAUUUAAAUGCAUGAGGUUGAGUGAAUGAGUGCAGGGUAGUGAAUUGGGACGUAGCCAUGAUCACAAGCUGGAUUUCAUGCUACCGAACCAUUUCUUGUUUAUAUGAACUAGAACUGUUUCAGAAUAUGUAUU
Molecule: messenger RNA, 1048 nt
Organism: Oncorhynchus gorbuscha (pink salmon)
Lineage: Eukaryota; Metazoa; Chordata; Actinopteri; Salmoniformes; Salmonidae
Gene: sumo3b
Product: small ubiquitin like modifier 3b
Exons: 4
Coding region: 113-436 (107 amino acids)
Biological process (GO): protein sumoylation
Cellular component (GO): nucleus
Molecular function (GO): ubiquitin-like protein ligase binding; protein tag activity
Source: RefSeq, a predicted model, not a curated record